Thalassophryne amazonica is the source of this 939-nucleotide messenger RNA. RefSeq lists its product as uncharacterized. Lineage: Eukaryota; Metazoa; Chordata; Actinopteri; Batrachoidiformes; Batrachoididae. The transcript has 6 exons. Bases 1 to 939 code for a protein of 312 amino acids. The record is from RefSeq and is a predicted model, not a curated record.
AUGGUUGAGCGGUUUGUGGAGCAGUUCCCUGCAAUCCAGGCAGCUUGCCUCGAUCAAAGGCUGAGGAAACCAAUGGAGAGGGACAGACUAGAGCGGCUCACUGACAGUGAUUUUGAGAAGGCAGAGGAAUUCAUGAAAUGCAUGAAAGUCCUGUACACCUCAACCCUCUGCGUGUCAAGUGACAAGUCCCUCACAUGCAGCCAAAUCAUCCCAAUCCUCACAAAGCUGGAGGCACGAUAUUUACCCACAGAUGAUGACAGUAUGUUUGUGGCUGCUAUAAAAGAGAAGGUCUGGGGAGAUCUCGAAAAAAGAUACCAGGAUAAAGAAAUUCAGAACUUCCUUCAGGAGGCCACAUUGAUGGACCCUCGCUUUAAAGGCAAGCUGGGAGUUGGUGUUACAGAAGCUUGGGAUAGGCUUGAGAAAGCAACGAUUGACAAUGUCACGGCAACUCAGCUUCCACUAGAGGACCAUCAUCAGAGUGAGGCAGAAGUAGGUGGUGAUGGUGAUGAUGAGGUGGAGGUGGAGCAAGAGGACACACAUCAAAGAGGAGCUCACAGGAUGUCAGCCUUGGAGCAGUUAUUUGCGGAUGAAGACCGGGAACUUCUCCACACAACUAUGAGCACAAGCAGUGCCCUCUCUAUCACGGAGCAGGUCAAGAAAGAGAUUGAGCUCUACAAAGGCAUGCCAGCAAUCACAUCUGGACAAGACCCUGUGGCUUGGUGGUGGGGUAAGAGGGAUACCCUCCCUAAUUUGUCUGCCUUGUCAGAGGUGUAUUUGUUCCUUCUGGCUGCUCUGAGAGCUGUUGCAUCGCUGUCUUUGAAUGCAGCAUCACAAAUUUUCAGCAAGGAGCGCACCUUUCUGGUCAUCCAGGGUUUCUGGUUUGGCCUGAUGUUGAUGGUCUUGGAGGUGGUCACACUGUCUAUGCAGCUCCGGAUGUAG